CGGGGAUCCUUGUCCAAGUCACGUUAUGAUGGAAAGAUUAGAAAUCUGUUCUGUAGUAUUUAUUGAGUGGCAUCUUCCUCGUAAAAAUUUCUCAUCGGGUUUACCCAAGGUCGUGUUGUGUUGCUAAAGACAAAACUAAAGCAGAACAUAUCAGAAGGUAGUAAGUUGCAAUACUGGCUAUAAAGUUACUCAUAGAAUAUGUAUAGGUAAUGUAAGACGUGGACACCGAAAGUAUGAUAUAACGAUUUAGUGAUAACCAAUACCAAGAACCUAGCUGUUAUAAGUCUACAAAAAACUGCUUUACACAUAUAUACCUUGAGUUUGUUCCACAACAGCAACUUCAAAAGAAGAGAUAGAGAAAAAAGAUAAGAGAAAGAAAGAAAGAGCCAUGGCUCUCAACAACACCGCUCCAGAAUGGUGGCCCUUCUUUUCCACCGGCAGCCCGAUGCCAACAACCACAACCACAACCAUCAUCCUCGGCCUCCUCCUAACCCUCUACAUCCUAACCUCCCACCUCUCCUCCCUCAAAAUCCACCCCCACGAACCCCCCGUCCUCCCCCCCAGCAUCCCCAUCAUCGGCCACGUCCUCAACAUCGCGCUGCUCGGCGGGCGCUACAUCAAGCGUCUCGGCCUCACGCACCCCUCCCUCCCCAUCUUCACGCUUCCCGUACCAGGCGGCUCGCGUCUGUACAUAGUCACAGACCCAACCCUCGCAGCAGCCGUGCAGCGCGCAUCCCGCGCCCUCUCCUUCACGCCCCUCAUCCCCGACGUCACGGCGCGCGUCCUCGGCCUCGAUGACGCCACAGUGGCCAUCACCCGGCGCGACCUAGACCCGGGACCAGGCGACCCUCACGGCUUCCUGGCGGAUAUCCAGGAGAUGGUGUACCUGUGGCUCGGGCCGGGGGACUACCUGACUGAAGUGACGCUGGCGGCCGUGCGCGAGAUGCGCGACGAGAUCGCUGUUGCCGCCGCCGCCGCCGCCGCCGCUACACAAACAACAUCCCUCCUCCCCUGGGUCCGCCACCUCGUCGCCUCCUCAACCGCGACCUACCUCUACGGGCCCCUCAACCCCCUCGCGCAGGACCCGUCCCUCGAGGCCGCCUUCUGGGACUUCGACCACGGGCUCAGCGGGUUGCUCCUCAACCUCGCGCCGAGCAUCACCGCGCGCCGCGCCUACGCGGGGCGCGAGAGGUUGGUCGCCGCGCUUUUCGAGUACUUGGAAGCUGGGCGCCACGAGGAAGGUGCGUCGAGGAUCGUGCAGGAGCGCGUGCGCAUCGCGCUGCGCCACGGGUGGACGCUGCGGGCGGUGGCGCGCGAGGAGCUCUCGUUUCUGUUUGCGGGGAUCGUGAAUGCGACGACGUCGGCGUUUUGGAUUUUGGUGCAGUUGUAUGCGGAUCCGGUGUUGUUGGGGGUUGUGAGGAGGGAGGUUGAGAACGUUCUGGAGAGUGAGAGUGAGGGUGAGGGUGAGGGUUAUGCUGAUAAGAACGGGAACGGGAACGGGAACGAGAACGGGGAUGGGGAUGGGGAUGGGGAUAUGGAUAGGAAUGGGGAGUCAACGACCAAUAAAAAGCAAACCAACCCUAAAAGAACCCUCCGCAUCACACACCUCAAAGACGAAUCCCACUGCCCCGUCCUCGUCGCCGUCUACCGCGAGUGCCUGCGCCUCGGCUCCGACACCUACUCGACACGCCUCGUCAAGGAGGAUUUCCUCCUGGCGAACCAGUACUUCCUGAAGAAAGACGCGGUCGUGCAGAUCGCCGGCGGCGUCAUCCACGGCGACCGACGCAUCUGGGGCGACGACGUCGAUGAAUUUAACCCGAGACGGUUUCUCGCGGAUCCCGAGGCGGCGCUGGAUCCCGAGAAUCGGCACCGCUCGCGUGAGGGCGGCGGGGGAGGAAGAGCAGACGGUGGCGGGGCCACCAACAAAAACAACACCGCCUACCACCCAGCAGCCUUCCGCGCCUUCGGCGGCGGCAAGACGCUCUGUCCCGGGCGCCACUUCGCCAUGAACGAGAUCCUGGCCUUCGUCGCCCUCGUCGUGCUGCGGUUCGACAUGCGAUCGCCGCCGAGUGGAAAAGAAGACAAAGACAGCAGCAACAAGAAGAAGAAGGAGAAGAAGAUCGAGGUUCCGAAGAAGAACGACGGCGUGUUGCCGGUGCAUAUUUUGGAGCCGGUGAGUCCUGUUGAGGUGGUUAUUUCGAGGCGGGAGGGCUUGGUGGGGGGUAUGUUGGGGGAGGGAUUGGAUGUUGAGAUUGUUAUGUGAUGCCUGCCUAGUGAGUAGGUAGGUAGGUAGGUAGGUGAUGAUGGAGAUGGAAACAGGGGAUGGGCUACGAACGGUAAUAAGAGUCGCUACGAUGGAUGGUUAAUGAGGUAUGUAUGGAUUACGAGAGCGAUAUUUCUUAAUGGAUACCUAGGCAUCAGAGGAUCACAACGGAACAGGGAAAUUAAUGGGUAGCAACGUUUACAGUCUGAUUAAUCUUCGGUGCUAGCUUACACCUUACCUGCAAUACAAUGACCCUCUACUCUACUGAGUAAAGGGCCCCCCCAUAGGGGAUACAGGAACAAUAAUAAUACAUGUGUUAGUCCAUCUUCUCUCUCUCUCGAGCAUCAUGCCGUGCAGUGCAAUAUUGACAUAACGAUCUUGGCAUCGCGAGAGUGAAACAGAACAGGACUGUUAGCAACGAGUAUCCUUCUCAUGGCCUUCUUUCUGGAGUCACACUGGCUUCCAGUACAGCAAAACAGCUUGAU
Molecule: messenger RNA, 2748 nt
Organism: Hypoxylon fragiforme
Lineage: Eukaryota; Fungi; Ascomycota; Sordariomycetes; Xylariales; Hypoxylaceae
Product: cytochrome P450
Exons: 3
Coding region: 389-2263 (624 amino acids)
Molecular function (GO): oxidoreductase activity, acting on paired donors, with incorporation or reduction of molecular oxygen; heme binding; iron ion binding
Source: RefSeq, a predicted model, not a curated record